This is a messenger RNA of Esox lucius (northern pike), 1874 nucleotides long. It is a transcript of the gene pgk1, whose product is annotated as phosphoglycerate kinase 1. Gene Ontology annotation, cellular component: cytosol. Bases 118 to 1371 code for a protein of 417 amino acids. NCBI's taxonomy places the organism in Eukaryota, Metazoa, Chordata, Actinopteri, Esociformes, Esocidae. The record is from RefSeq and is a predicted model, not a curated record. Gene Ontology annotation, biological process: gluconeogenesis; glycolytic process. Gene Ontology annotation, molecular function: ADP binding; ATP binding; phosphoglycerate kinase activity. The transcript has 11 exons.
CAGAAGUGCCUCAUCGCUACUUUAAGGUCAUUUCCAUUCGGGAACUACUCACCAGUCGAGUAACGUUUAGACAGCAACGAGGAACACAGUAAAGCAGGUGCAAAUCAUUAUCCGAAAAUGUCGCUGUCGAAUAAACUUACCCUGGACAAGGUGGACGUGAAAGGAAAGCGGGUGAUCAUGAGGGUUGAUUUCAAUGUGCCCAUGAAGGACAAUAAAAUUACAAACAACCAGAGGAUCAAAGCUGCUGUUCCCACCAUCAAGCACUGUCUGGAUCAUGGGGCAAAGGCUGUGGUGCUGAUGAGCCAUCUGGGUCGUCCUGAUGGGAUCCCCAUGCCAGACAAAUUCUCCCUGCAGCCUGUGGUGGCCGAGCUCCAGAGCCUGCUGGGCCAGGACGUGCACUUCCUGAAGGACUGCGUCGGACCCGAAGUAGAGCAGGCCUGUGCUGACCCGGCCGCCGGUUCCGUCAUUCUUCUGGAGAACCUGAGGUUCCACGUUGCUGAGGAGGGCAAGGGCAAGGAUGCUUCCGGAAACAAGACCAAAGCCACCCAAGAGCAGAUUGAUUCAUUCAGGGCCUCUCUUUCCAAGCUGGGAGAUGUCUACGUCAACGACGCCUUCGGCACAGCACACCGAGCCCACAGCUCCAUGGUUGGAGUGAACCUGUCUCAGAAGGCUGCAGGCUUCCUGAUGAAGAAGGAGCUAGACUAUUUUGCCAUGGCCCUGGAGAAACCUGCCAGGCCCUUUUUGGCUAUCCUUGGAGGUGCUAAGGUGAAGGACAAGAUUCAGCUGAUUAAUAACAUGCUGGACCAGGUCAAUGAGAUGAUCAUUGGUGGUGGUAUGGCGUUCACCUUCCUCAAGGUCCUCAACAACAUGGAGAUCGGCACAUCUCUGUACGAUGAGGAGGGCGCUAAGAUUGUCAAGGAGCUGAUGGCCAAGGCUGAGAAGAACCAGGUGAAGAUCAACCUUCCUGUGGACUUCGUAACCGCUGACAAGUUCGACGAGCAUGCCCAGACUGGCACAGCCACGGUGGCGGCCGGCAUCCCUGCAGGCUGGAUGGGUCUGGACUGUGGACCAGAGAGCAACAAGCUCUUCGCUGAGGCUGUAGGCAGAGCCAAGCAGAUUGUGUGGAAUGGCCCUGUGGGUGUGUUUGAAUUUGAGAACUUUGCCAAAGGAACUAAGAGUCUGAUGGACAAAGUUGUGGAGGUCACUAAGUCAGGCUGCGUCACCAUAAUCGGGGGAGGGGACACAGCCACCUGCUGCGCCAAAUGGGGCACAGAAGACCAGGUCAGUCAUGUCAGCACAGGAGGCGGAGCCAGUUUGGAGCUUCUGGAGGGUAAAGUGUUGCCAGGUGUGGAUGCCCUCAGCAGCGCCUAAGCCCCGUUACCUUGGAGAGGGCGGAGUGGCAACAUUCUCUCCCACCGGCGUUUGGACGACCACACAGCCCACAAAGGGACAGUUAUUCCCCAGUCUCCUACCCAGCACUUGUCUACCACCACCUCUAGCACUGCCCUCCAGUGACCGGAUGUCAACCCCCUGCUCUCUAGUGUGCUGCUUUACAGACGGCUGACAGAAACUGCAGUGACCUUUCUCUCGCUCUCUCUUUUUGCUCUCAAUUUCCUGCACCUGUUUGACAUCUCUAUCCACGAGGACAGGGAGGUGUUGAUGGCACCACUGUUCCUUCCUGCUGUGUUUCUCAGAGAGAUGAGAGCCAUAGACCAAUUUACUGCUGUUUUCACUAUACAGGAGUGUGGGCUUUUGUCAUCUGUAUAGCCUAUAACCUAAGUAUGUGUAUAUGUGUGUUUGCACUACCAUUGUAUAGACAACCAGAGCUGGAAGUAUAACAAUCGUUCUAGAUUAAAAACAUUGUGGUAACUAUC